AUGAUUUCACGGCCAACAACGCCCAUUCUCCAUCAAGGUGGCUCGAGCAAUCAGCCAUCGGGGCGGAACUCGAUGGACCAAGGGCGUCGAAGCAUCACCAUCGAGGAGCCCGAACGACCGCGACCAGCCGCCAGUCACACUUCGCUUACCUCUGGAACCACCACCGGCUCUUCCUCUCCGUCCCGCUCCGCUAUCGUCGGCGAUGGCUCAUACGGUGGACGACGAGGCGGGCCAGCGAUGAGCAAGAGUCGCACCAGCUCCUCGGGUGGUCUCAGCGAUGUCAAGGCGGGCUAUGAGCGCAGGGUUGGCUUUGACACCAUGCCCGAUGCCGACGAGACGAGCUCCGGCGCCUUCAGCUUUACCUUGCAAGUCAAGUCUCGCGGCUUCAUGCGGACGAAGAACACGCGAACAUUCAUGGUGGCGGUAGACGACAAUGCGCACUCCGAACGCGCGCUCGAGUGGCUUAUGGAGAACCUGGUGGAGGACGGAGACGAGGUGGUGGCUGUGCGCAUCCUCGACGAGGAAGCGUACCAGAUCGACCAGGAGGACGCACGUGAGGAGGCGCGCGAACUCAUGGCAUCCAUCGUCGAGCUCAACGAGGAGGCGGAAGACAGGCGCAUCUCGAUCGUCGUCGAGUUCGUCGCUGGUAAAGUGACACCGACGAUUCUCGAGAUCAUCCACGUCUAUCGCCCAGACAGCCUGACCGUGGGCACACAGGGAAAGUCGGCCAACAAGUUUCAGAAGAUGCUUGGACAGCACCACAUGGGUCACGUCAGCCGAGACAUCCUCACCUCGUCGCCCGUGCCCGUGGUCGUGGUGAGACCGGAGGCAAAAGUGCAGAAGCACCUCAACAAGCGUCAGAACGAUCCCAAACGCAGAGGCUACCAUAACCUGGUCAAGGGCAACGGCGAUCUGCCCAUGAGCAUCACCAAGAAGAAGCGCCGUUCGUUGCAGAUUCCGACUUGA
Kalmanozyma brasiliensis GHG001 is the source of this 966-nucleotide messenger RNA. Its product is annotated as UspA. NCBI's taxonomy places the organism in Eukaryota, Fungi, Basidiomycota, Ustilaginomycetes, Ustilaginales. The transcript has a single exon. The record is from RefSeq and is a predicted model, not a curated record. The coding region runs from base 1 to 966 and encodes 321 amino acids.